GUGGCCGGGGGAUGGCCCUGCCCGGGGGAUGGUGGGUGCUGUCAGGGCAGAAGCACCGCUCCGCAUCGCCUCUGCUCGGGAGCGCUCCUCAGCCUUGCGGACGGGCUGCACGCAGGGCUGCUGCAUGGAAAGGGGCCGCGCCACGACCAUGUCUGAGCUGGAGAAGGCGAUGAUCGCCAUCAUCGAGGCCUUCCACCAGUACUCUGGGAAGGAGGGAGACAAGCACAAGCUGAAGAAAUCCGAGCUGAAGGAGCUCAUCAACAACGAGCUGAGCCACUUCCUCGGGGAAAUCAAAGACCAGGAGACUGUGGACAAAGUCAUGGAGGCACUGGACGGCGAUGGGGAUGCAGAGUGUGACUUCCAGGAGUUCGUGGCCUUCAUUGCAAUGGUCACUACUGCUUGCCACGAGUUCUUUGAGGAGGAGUGAACUGGGGGGAAGCAGGCAACAUAAAUAGGAUCCAACUGAUCAGCUAAAAAUCCGUCUCUCAAGUGCAUCCGUUGUUUCUCGCCGCGGGAGUUGAUGGGAAUGACCCCGGGAUCCACGAUGACCACGACACCAACAAUGAGAUAAUGCUCUUCCAGGACCACGUUGGUCACCAGUGCCACCAGGUCCAGUGCUUCCUGCUCUGAGCCUUCCAGCUCCACCACCACCACCAGCAGGUUUGUCCACGUAAACACAGCACUGUUGGCACGACACACGUGUUAAUGGGGGGGAAAAAACACCUGGACAAGUCACUAAAAGAGAUUAUUAAAAGAAAGACAAGGCCUCCCAAAGCUUACAACUAAACCUGAAUGCUUUGAGGCUGGAAAGGACCUACAGCCAAUGAUAUACAUAACUCAUUAUAUACAUAUAACUCAGUAUAUUAUGUAUAUAGAAAACUCAGUUAUAUACAUAACUCAUUAGGACCAAAUGGGAAUAACACACGUGACAAGACAUCAUCCAUGAAAUCCCUGAGAUGUGUUUACCACACCCACAGGUGUACAUUCUGACACUGCCAAGGAACUUUAAAGUUCUUCUGCUUUGGAAGAAAUAAUGCUGUGGUCCUUACCAUUCUGCAAUGCUCUUGUGUGCCCUGAUGACAGAGGUCUCGAUGUCGAUGGGGUGGUACCUCAUUCCUCUGAGUUCCAGUGUUUCAUCCAAAGAGCCCACCACAUACAAGGCAUCGUGCCUCUCUGCAACACAGCACACACAUUUCAACAUCAUCACAGCUGCAGGACAAACACAGUCACUUGUUGGUGCUUAUUCCUGAUGUUCUUAGAUGUUCCCAGUGCUUCCCAGGGGAAAGAGUCUAUAAUGCAAGCUCCAGCAUUUGAGAGAAUUAAGAGCUCAUGCAGCACUUCUGCCUAUGACUCCAAGCAACUAAAAUCACAAUGAAAAGCAUUUCUGGGUCAUCCAGUCUGUCCUUUCUCUCAUGCAAUGUAACCUCUGUUGAUAAACCACCAUUAAAACAUCUUUUUGUUCCACUA
Messenger RNA from Zonotrichia leucophrys gambelii, 1467 nucleotides. It is a transcript of the gene S100B, whose product is annotated as S100 calcium binding protein B. The record is from RefSeq and is a predicted model, not a curated record. Bases 29 to 427 code for a protein of 132 amino acids. The transcript is spliced from 4 exons. Gene Ontology annotation, cellular component: nucleus; cytoplasm. Gene Ontology annotation, molecular function: RAGE receptor binding; calcium ion binding; S100 protein binding. NCBI's taxonomy places the organism in Eukaryota, Metazoa, Chordata, Aves, Passeriformes, Passerellidae. Gene Ontology annotation, biological process: positive regulation of canonical NF-kappaB signal transduction; positive regulation of cell population proliferation.